Messenger RNA from Closterium sp. Naga37s-1, 1821 nucleotides. The record is from the annotation of a GenBank genome assembly. NCBI's taxonomy places the organism in Eukaryota, Viridiplantae, Streptophyta, Zygnematophyceae, Desmidiales, Closteriaceae.
AUGGGCGGGAAAUGGGGCGCGAUCUCGAAGCUGCACGCGUUCCCCAAAGCCGAGGACCACCUCACGCAGAAGACGCUCUCGGGCGCGAUCGUGACGCUGCUGGGCGUGGCGAUCAUGGUGGUGCUGUUUGCUCACGAGCUCUCUUUUGUGUUCACGCCUGAGGUGCAUGAGGAGAUGGCAGUGGACAAGACGCCAAGGGAUGAGAAGCUAGAUGUGUAUCUCAACAUCUCCUUUCCCUCCCUGCCCUGCAAUGUGAUCAGUCUCGAUGCGCUGGACAUGUCGGGCAACCAUGAGGUGGACAUCGCAACCAACAUGUACAAGAUUCGUCUGGAUCGCCAUGGUCAGUUGGCCGACUCGCGCUGGCUCAAGGACCCCACGGGGGCGUGGCGGCAGAGCAAGAGCAAGAAGCGCAAAGGCCACUCGCACGGUAAAUCCCCCACGCCCCACCAUGGGCACGGGCACGCGCAUGGGUACGGGCAGGCACACGCGGCAGGGGGACAGAAGGGGAAGGCGGGCGAGGAGGAGGGUGAAGAGGAGGAGGAGGAGGGGGACGAGGUGGUGGGGCUGGAGCAGAUGGUGCUGGACGUACAGAAGGCCAUGGCAGCAGGGGAGGGGUGCCAGGUGCGUGUGGGGGUGGGCAUGUUUGUGGGGCGGGGUGGGCGGGGGAAGGCAGUAGAGGUUGUAGAUGGUGGGGGAGGCAGUGGCUGGGGGAAGGGAGGGCUGGAGCAGACGGUGUUGGAUGUGCAGCAAGCCAUGGCCGUCGGGGAGGGCUGCCAGGGGGGAGAGGGGGUGGGAGGGGGGAUGGGAGGGGUGGGAAGGGCAACAAGCACCACAACAUUGCCGCCAGCUCUCGUCUCUGUGCCUCCCACCUUUGACCCCUCUCCAAUUCCGUCCCCUUUUCUGCUCCCCCCAUUCACCAUUUUCCCUUCCCCUCAACCCCCCCCCCUGUACGGCCAUCUGUCAGUGGAGAGAGAGAGUGGCGGGCAACUUACGUCCCCCCCCCCCUUGCCUUUCCCUUCACUCCCUCCUCCCUGCUACUUUCCCUUCCCUGUCACCCCAGCUGUCUUCUCAUCAGUGGGCGAUGUGAACAUGUCUCACAUCAUCCACUCCCUCGGUUUCGAAGUGCUUUAUUUUCCCUUUUCCUUCCAUUCAACCUCCCCACUCCCUCCCCUCUCCCAGGUCGUCUCGUCAGUGGAUGAUGUGAACAUGUCUCACAUCAUCCACUACCUCGGUUCUCAAUGCUUUCCUCUUCGUUACCUUUCCCGAAUCCCGACUGCCUCACAACCACCUUCCUUCCCUUCGUCCCCCACUCUCAUCGCCUUCCCCCACCAGGUCUUCUCAUCAGUGGGCGAUGUGAACGUGUCGCACGUCAUCCACUCACUCGGUUUCGGAGUGCCCUAUCCUGGGCGGCUCAACCCUCUGGACGGAUUUGUCCGCAUCCUGCCGCCCCUCAAGGAAGGGGAGGACCCUGCCCGCUCCAGUGGUACCUUUAAGUACUUCCUCAAGGUGGUGCCCACGCGCUUACGCUUCUGGCACGGGGGGACUGUGAAGACAAACCAGUACUCCAUCAGUGAAUACUUCACUCCCUCCUCUCCGCAGUCCAACGCCCUGCCAGCGGUCUACUUCCUGUACGACCUCUCGCCCAUAGCAGUGAGCAUCACCGAGUCGCACCGCAGCUUCUUCCACUUCCUCACGCGCCUCUGCGCCGUGCUGGGCGGCACUUUCGCCCUCACAGGCAUGCUGGAUCGCUGGGUGUACAGUCUGUUGCAGCUCUUCAACCGCCCUCGCCAUGCCUAUGGGAAAGCUACUCGCCUGCACUAG